UGAGAACAAGGUUGUCCCUCCUCGGCCUCCGUUACAAGAUUUAGCAACGUAUAUGCGGUGGGCCAGAUUUGUCUUUGAUACGGCAGAAACCCUACCCUGGCCCAUUGGACCGAACUGUGACCAGGACUGAUGGCUCGUCGAAAUCGACUUCGCUCGGCAGAUUGAUAAAUAGGUUACUCCACUGUACCUUUGGGGGACCUCACCCCCUCCCCUUCCCCAUCCUCAGGCAAACCCGUCACCCACCCAGCCCCCGUUUCCCUUCUUUCCAGCCAUACCUAAGCCAAAGCUGCCACUGCCAAGCUGUCGGACAUGUCGGGGCCUUUGCCAAGCCGGGCACGAGUGUACACAGAGGUCAACACUCAUCGCCCGAGGGAAUACUGGGACUAUGAGUCACAUGUUGUGGAAUGGGGAAAUCAAGAUGACUUUCAGUUGGUGCGCAAGUUGGGACGUGGCAAGUACAGCGAAGUGUUCGAGGCAAUAAACAUCACCAACAACCAGAAGGUGGUGGUAAAGAUCCUAAAGCCAGUGAAGAAGAAGAAAAUCAAACGCGAGAUCAAGAUUUUAGAAAACCUGCGUGGAGGUCCUAAUAUUAUUUCUCUCAUCGAUAUAGUAAAGGACCCCGUAUCCCGGACACCUGCUUUGGUCUUUGAGCAUGUAAACAACACAGACUUUAAGCAACUGUACCAAACUCUGACAGACUAUGACAUUCGCUUCUACAUGUACGAGAUCCUCAAGGCUCUCGAUUACUGCCACAGCAUGGGAAUCAUGCACAGAGAUGUGAAGCCACAUAACGUCAUGAUCGAUCACGAGCAUCGAAAGCUGCGGCUUAUUGAUUGGGGCCUGGCAGAGUUUUACCAUCCAGGACAGGAGUACAAUGUGAGAGUCGCCUCGCGCUACUUCAAAGGACCUGAGCUCUUGGUGGACUACCAGAUGUACGACUACAGUCUGGACAUGUGGAGCUUGGGCUGCAUGUUGGCCAGCAUGAUCUUCAGGAAGGAACCAUUUUUCCAUGGUCAUGACAACUACGAUCAGUUGGUGAGAAUAGCCAAAGUUUUGGGAACAGAAGACCUCUACGAUUAUAUUGACAAGUACAGCAUCGAGCUGGAACCUCGCUUCAAUGACAUUCUGGGAAGACAUUCUCGUAAACGGUGGGAGCGCUUCGUCCACAGCGAGAAUCAGCACCUGGUCAGCGCCGAGGCUCUGGAUUUCCUCGACAAGCUUCUGCGCUACGACCACCAGGCCCGAGUGACCGCCCGCGAGGCAAUGGACCACCCGUACUUCUUCUCCAUUGUGAAGGAGCAGUCUUGUAUGGCUGGAUCAGCCAACUUGCCAGGCGGUAACCCUGCUGUUACUGCAGCCAGCAUGGUUACUGUUCAAUUCAAUUCAGUAUGAGUGGCCAUCUGCUACGACCGACUGCGGGAUGAAAAGUUGAGGAGUUUUAUAAUUUGUCAUUGCUGUUCCCCUUGAUUAUUCCGGUUCAUUACCAGGUUCAACAUAUCUUAAAGUUUCUCUUCGUUUCAAGUAGAAUAGGUGGAAUCUGACAAAGAUAUUUUACAGUUUUUAAACUGAGAAAUUUGACCAUUGCUGCAUAAAAUCCGGUCUGUGAGGCAAAGGGAGAAGAUGGAAAAUGAUACAGUGCAAUAUACGGGAAUGAACGGGAAGUUUUCUACUUGCAAUUCCACAGUAGCUGCGUUUCCGUAAAUAAUAGAACUGCGCAAAUUGAAAUUCGGAAAAUAAAUUUGCUUAAUAGAAACACGGCAAUUUUGAAAACAAAAACAACAACAACAUGUUUUUCGACAAAAAGUUGUUGCAUUGGGAGAAGGUGGUUUUUCACCGUUACCGAAAUGGAUAUAAU
Poecilia latipinna (sailfin molly) is the source of this 1855-nucleotide messenger RNA. Its product is annotated as casein kinase II subunit alpha. Gene Ontology annotation, molecular function: protein serine/threonine kinase activity; ATP binding. Gene Ontology annotation, cellular component: protein kinase CK2 complex; nucleus; cytosol. The transcript is spliced from 13 exons. The coding region runs from base 310 to 1392 and encodes 360 amino acids. NCBI's taxonomy places the organism in Eukaryota, Metazoa, Chordata, Actinopteri, Cyprinodontiformes, Poeciliidae. Gene Ontology annotation, biological process: peptidyl-threonine phosphorylation; peptidyl-serine phosphorylation; regulation of cell cycle. The record is from RefSeq and is a predicted model, not a curated record.